Suncus etruscus (white-toothed pygmy shrew) is the source of this 678-nucleotide messenger RNA. RefSeq names its product RPA interacting protein (gene RPAIN). The transcript has 7 exons. Bases 5 to 664 code for a protein of 219 amino acids. Gene Ontology annotation, biological process: protein import into nucleus. The record is from RefSeq and is a predicted model, not a curated record. Gene Ontology annotation, cellular component: nucleus; PML body. Lineage: Eukaryota; Metazoa; Chordata; Mammalia; Eulipotyphla; Soricidae.
AGAGAUGGUCGAACCGUCCGGCUCUCAGCAUCGCUCGCUGUACAAAACGGGGAACUCGCCGCCUUGGAAAGAAACUUUCAGACGACGAUGCCUGGAGAGAAUGAAAAACAGCCGGGACAGGCUCCUGAGCCAUUAUCGCCAGGCUAGAGGCAAUAUGCCAGAGAGAAAGCAGGAUGCUCUUCUAGUGCAAGAGGUGAUGGAAGAAGAAUGGAAGGCUUUGCAGUCAAUGGAGAGUGCUCCUGAGUCCUUGGCACAGUUGGAGGAGCUAAUGGAUCUGACUGUGCUUGAGAAGAUUCAACAAGAACUAUUUGAUCAAGAACAGUCUAUCAUCAGUGAAUAUGAAAAGAGCUUGCAGUUUGAUGAGAAGUGUUUCAACAUCAUAAUGAUUGAGUGGGAAACAAAUUCCCUCAUCUGUCCUGUAUGUACAAAGUACAACCUGAGGAUAACAAAUGGUGUGGUCAUGUGUCAGUGUGGCUUAUACAUCCCCUCUCAUUCUCCAGAGCUGACAGAACAGAAACUUCGUGCCUAUUUAGAGGACACUGUAAGUGAACACAGUACACACUGUCCUCAUAUACCAAAAUUUUCUGUCAUUGAAGAAACAGAAGGAAAACCCUGUCUUCUCAUGAGUUGUUUGGCUUGUGACAUUUGGUCUGUUAUCAUCUAAAGCCAACACUGAUU